Neolamprologus brichardi is the source of this 2597-nucleotide messenger RNA. NCBI's taxonomy places the organism in Eukaryota, Metazoa, Chordata, Actinopteri, Cichliformes, Cichlidae. The record is from RefSeq and is a predicted model, not a curated record.
GGUGAAACUCGGCUCUCUCGCUCCUCUCCGUAGUGUGUGUUGAGACAAGCAAAGCGCAGGGCGAAGAAGAAGAAGAAAAAAAAAACUUUACUCUGAAACACAUCGGCCACUGCAGGUUAUUCCCCUCUGUCCACUCCACUCUGGAUUUAUGCACCUCUGAAAGAAGAAUAAGAAUAUCUUUGCGCCUGAGUGCAGCUUGUUCUUGUUGUUAUUUCUGCGCUUAGUCCAGAGCGCAGUUUCCGGAUAUCAGCUCACUGUUUUUGGAAGAUUUUCUCCGCAUCUGUUAGGAUUUUUCCGCUCUUCUGUGAUAACUUACAGCCCACAAUCAGUUCAUUUUCAAAAAUCCUGCAGCCGCAACUGGAUCAUGGGCACACACAGAUAACAAGGGUGAAGUCUUCAGCAGCAGAGAGAAGUUGAGCUCCGUGCUCGAGUUCAACAGGGCCACUUCCUGAUGAUGACAGUAAACAUGGAUGACGGUCUCCAAAAUGGAUCUGGACAGCACAGAAACUCACAAGACGACGAGGAGGCACUUAACUCCAUCAUGAAGGACUUAGCAGCCUUGGGCCGUUGUUACACCCAGCACAACAGCCACAAGCCCAAGAACCGAACCUUACUCUACAAACAGGAUUUAAGAGUCAAGCUGGAGCAUGAGAGAGAAAAACGAAUCAUCCUGUUUCAGAGGCCGCUGAAGAUCAAAGAGCUGCUGCAGAAAGUGACCGAGGCCUUUGGCCAGCAGAUGGACAUGUUCUUCAUGGAGAAAGAGCUGCUGCUGCCCCUGAAGACGCAGGAGGACCUGGAUCAGGCUGUGCUGACGCUGGGCUGCAGUUCGGGGACCAAUGGGCUGCUCAGGAUACUGCUAAAGACUCCUAAAAACAACCAUUACCUACAGGUGAACAGCAGGGACAAACAGAGCGAGAUGAAGUCAUCGAGGUCACUGGGAGAUUUGAAGGGCUCCUUGCUAAAGGGCUCAGAGAGGGUGCGCAAACACUCAACAGGUUCCCUCCACACAGGUCGGACGUCCCCGCCGCCAGGCAGCGUCCCUGAGGAGCAGCAGCAGAUCGCCCGCCAGGGCUCCUACACCAGCAUCCACAGUGAAGGGGAGUUCAUCCCAGAAAACCCAGACCAAAGUAUGUUGGAUCCCUUUGGGAGUGCAGACAACUCGCUGUCGAGCAGCUGUCAAUCAAUAGAUCAAGCACUGGACAGCCCUCCUUACUCACAGAACACCCGUGACAAUAACUACCUGAACCUCAACUUCGAAUACAAAGGUAAGAGGGGACAAAUCUUGCAGCAAUUCACAAUGCAAUCAAGAGUAAAGUGUAUGACAAGUCUGAUUAUGUUCGUUUAUGUGUUUUCAGGACGCAGGACACUUCCGCGGAGCUUCAUGCCGCAGGAGAACCUUUUUCAGCUGGUUCCCUCCAGCCGCACUCGAAGCUAUAAUGGAGACAGCACGCUGCAGUACAGCGACCUGCGCUCACUGGGCAAAAGCUCCCAGCGAGGUACAGCCAAGUCACCACGGGCGCCAGUCAACUGGAGACAGGGAAAGCUGCUGGGGCGAGGAGCGUUCGGGGAGGUCUACCUCUGCUACGAUGCCGACACAGGUCGCGAGCUGGCCGCCAAGCAGGUGCCGUUUGAUCCCGACUGUCAAGAAACCAGCAAGGAAGUGAAUGCUCUGGAGUGUGAGAUUCAGCUGCUGAAGAAUCUGCGUCACGAGAGGAUUGUGCAGUACUACGGCUGCCUUCGAGACCUCGACCAGAGAAAACUCACCAUUUUCGUUGAGUUCAUGCCCGGGGGCUCGAUAAAAGACCAGCUAAAAGCCUACGGGGCCCUGACGGAGAAGGUGACGAAGAGAUACACCAGGCAGAUCCUCCAAGGAGUCUCCUACCUGCACAGCAACAUGAUUGUACACCGGGACAUCAAAGGUGCUAACAUCCUGAGAGACUCCUCGGGAAACGUGAAGCUGGGAGACUUUGGAGCCAGCAAACGUAUCCAGACCAUCUGCAUGUCUGGUACAGGCAUCAAGUCUGUCACUGGCACCCCCUACUGGAUGAGCCCUGAAGUCAUCAACGGGGAGGGAUAUGGGAGGAAAGCUGAUGUGUGGAGUGUCGCCUGCACCGUUGUUGAGAUGUUGACCCAGAAACCCCCGUGGGCCGAGUACGAAGCCAUGGCAGCCAUUUUUAAGAUCGCCACCCAGCCUACAAAGCCCACGCUUCCCGAGGGUGUGUCCGACGCUUGCAGGGACUUCCUGCGGCAGGUGUUUGUGGAGGAGAAGUGGAGGCCCACUGCAGACUUUCUGCUCAGCCACCCGUUCGUUCAGGGCAGCUUCUGAGCUCCUGUGGAUCCCCUUCCCCUUCCCUGCCUGUGAGGCCUCCGUGGCCCCGGUGCAUCCCCUCCUCUCUGGCCCGUCCCAUCCCCAGGGCCCCCUCCCCUCGUCACCAAGCUCCAGGGCUCAGUACUACUCCCAACUUCCUGUUAUCCACCACUAGUGUCUGCCUUGUCGAGACUCCUGCAUCCUACUAGCUCCACCUGGACUAUUCCCUGAGAGGGAAGGGUGACUGCUGUGAAGACCUCCAGAGUCCUCUGAGGUUUUGCAUGGUGUU